UGAAAUUGUGUGAAUCUCUUCUGGACUUAGGCCCACCUCUGUGGUUUGGCAACACAACCAACACAGCGUCUCUUCUCUCAUCUCCUGGGGGGAAAGCAGCCAGAAAAAUAAAGUGAAGGCCAAGGAACAGAGCAAGCAGGCCUUGUUGGAAAGCACACCUCUGACAGACACCCCAAGAUGCCUUCUCAGAAGGAACGCACCAAGAAGAGGCUCGCACAGAGGCUGACCCUGAAGAGCAGCAUAGCUAAGGAGACAGUCUCUGAAUUCCUGGGCACCUUUAUAAUGAUUGUCCUUGGAUGUGGCUCUGUUGCCCAAGCGGUCCUUAGCCGAGGACAUCUUGGUGGAAUCAUCACUAUCAAUAUUGGAUUUGCAGCAGCAGUUGUGAUGGCUAUUUAUGUCACUGGCGGUGUCUCUGGAGGCCACAUCAACCCAGCUGUGUCUUUUGCAAUGUGCAUCUUUGGAAGGAUGGAGUGGUUCAAGUUCCCCUUUUAUGUGGGAGCCCAGUUUUUAGGAGCCUUUGUGGGGGCUGCAGUUGUCUUUGGCGUUUACUAUGAUGGACUCAUGGCCUUUGCUGAUGGAAAAUUGCUCAUCGUGGGAGAAAAUGCAACAGCAUCCAUUUUUGCAACGUACCCAGCUCCAUUCAUAUCCCUGCCAAAUGCCUUUGUAGACCAAGUGCUGUCUACCAUGUUCCUUCUUCUGAUUGUCUUUGCCAUUUUUGACUCCAGAAACAUGGGAGUCCCCAGAGGCCUAGAGCCCGUUGUCAUUGGCCUCCUGAUCAUUGCCCUCUCUUGUUCUCUGGGCCUAAACACUGGCUGUGCUAUGAACCCAGCUCGAGACCUGAGCCCCAGACUUUUCACUGCUCUGGCAGGAUGGGGGUUUGAGGUCUUCACAGUUGGAAAUAACUUCUGGUGGAUCCCUGUUGUGGGCCCUAUGGUUGGCGCUUUCUUUGGAGGCCUCUUCUACAUCCUUCUUAUCCAAAUGCAUCACUCAGACCCCAACUCAGAAGCGAAGGCAGAGCCAUCUGAGAACAAGCUGGAGAAAUAUGAACUCAGCGUCGUCAUGUAGUGGUGUGGCCGGGUCUAGAUUUAUUCCUUCACUAUUCUCUCUUCAGAAAAGAUGGCAUCUGUGUGGUAUGCUUUGGUGAGAAUUGGGGUGGGGUGGGGGGAGUCUACCCAAUUUUCUCUAGCCAUUUGGGACAAUCGCAAAGGCAGUCAUGAAAAACUCCACCAGUCACCCCUCCCAAGAAUAGCACCGACUGCCCUGAGGCAGCUGUCUCUCCUGCCCAGUUUAUUGUGUCUUUGCUGGAAGUCCUUACUCCAGGUGAUUGCUAAGCAUUCGGAAGCUUGACCAUGGACUUGGCUGGAUGGCCUCAGAGACCUUGAUUACCCUGUACGAAAUAUUGUCACUGAAGGCUCAGUCUUCACAAUCUACAAAUACAAUGAGUGCUCUGAAACUGAAAGGCUUAACAGUGGCUGUGCUUAACACCUAUGAAAUGGGGAGCAAAGGGUUAACACUCCAUCAAGCUGAGGGCUGUCUCCUCAUAGAUGCUCCCAACCUAGGGCUAUAGAAAACAGAAGAAGGUGAUCUGGAAAGAGUGCUGUGGCAUUUAGAAACCUCAGGACACAAGAUAAAUUUGGAAAACUGAAUGGAUUUUUUUUUAUGGAAACCAUUUGUCAGAUUAAUCUCUUGCUCUUCUGCAUUUUAGAUAGUAUCAAUUAAUUCCCAGGUCCUUAAGUGCGUAAUAACCUAAAAUAUGAUUGUAACCUUGGUCGUGAAAAAUGUAUCGCUCUGUCUUUUUUUUUUUUUUUUAAGCACAGAUCUGUUUUCCUAAUGGCUCAGUUGAGGACAGACCACUUGAGUAGUCUGUGGCUGCACUCAUCCAUGUCCCCAGCAGCCCAAACUAAAAGCAAGUGGAAGCUGGCUGGGCAGACCAAAGUUGAGGGUAGAAAAAGUACCUGGGACAAACACAUGAGAGACAGGCUUUAUCACUGACAAAACAUUUGAUCCCAAAAGCGAUGGUCUGAGGUAAAUAAUCACAGUAGCCGUUUUUCAAAUGAAAGUCUCAUGUAAAUUAAGCAAGUUGCCCUUUAUUUUGCUUUCUUCCUUCCAGAAGCUUGCUAGCUGACUGAGGGUGUUAGGCAUCCCAAUCAGGCUUAUGUGAAAGGGGGAAUGAACGCUUUCCACAAACUGUGUGCUCUGUAGAAUUACUAGUUCCGGAUGUUAGGAUGUGAGAUUUCCAGAGCCCACAUUGUCUGGUUUUACUCCCACUGUUACUGAGGCAUUGAGGAAGGAAGGAGGCAGCCAUCUGAUAAUUUUCAUUUGCAGAGAAAUUCUCAGAAGUCUAUAUUCCUUAGCUACUCCUGCUUUCCUUCCCUGCCAGUCCUCCUUGGCCUCUUGGAGACAGUUUCUAACUAAUGCUACUUUCAGCCAGAAUGAGAAUUGCUCUAGGUCAGGGGACACACCUGUAUUCCACCAGUUUAAAGCCCAGCCUUCCUAGAGACAGCAAGUUUCCCAGGUGCUCUGCAAGGACAACAUGAAAUGAAUGAGGAAUGUCUUAGACACCCUGUGCUGUGCAACCUGUGGGCAUAUGGAUUCAUUUUCUAACUCUGAAAUCACCUGGAUAUUUUUUAGUUUAAAUACAUUGGAGUAUUGUUGUGUU
Messenger RNA from Phodopus roborovskii (desert hamster), 2659 nucleotides. RefSeq names its product aquaporin 9 (gene Aqp9). Gene Ontology annotation, biological process: water transport; glycerol transmembrane transport. Lineage: Eukaryota; Metazoa; Chordata; Mammalia; Rodentia; Cricetidae. The transcript has 7 exons. Gene Ontology annotation, molecular function: urea transmembrane transporter activity; glycerol channel activity; water channel activity. The coding region runs from base 178 to 1065 and encodes 295 amino acids. The record is from RefSeq and is a predicted model, not a curated record. Gene Ontology annotation, cellular component: basolateral plasma membrane; plasma membrane.